Tilletiopsis washingtonensis is the source of this 1904-nucleotide messenger RNA. RefSeq lists its product as hypothetical. Bases 81 to 1904 code for a protein of 607 amino acids. NCBI's taxonomy places the organism in Eukaryota, Fungi, Basidiomycota, Exobasidiomycetes, Entylomatales. The transcript is spliced from 8 exons. The record is from RefSeq and is a predicted model, not a curated record.
GAGGGUUCAUGCUGGGGGCGCGACGGGCUUUGGAACGUGCGGAUCACAGCACUUGCCAUACUUAAGGCUGACAGCAAUCGAUGCGGGAUGAUGCUCCUCAGAUCCACCUCAAGAUGCGUUUCUCCCUCCUGCUUCUCUCGACGCUCGCAGCGUCGGCGCUGGCGGCGCCGAGCAGUCUGCUGCUGAGCAACAUUGCCUACCGUUCGCCGUCGAUCGAGGUUGGCGGCGACGGACUUGCGCACGACAUUGACGCCAUCGAGCGCCGGCAUGCCAAGCGUUCUGAGAACGGCGAGCGCGGCAGCUUCGCCGGCAAGCUGAGCUUUCCGUACGGCGUCGCGUCGGGCGACCCGCUCGAGGACAGCGUCAUUCUGUGGACGCAUCCGGAGCCUGAGCGCGACACCGACCAGCCGCUCUGCCUGCGCUGGGAAGUCUCCUCGGAGCCGGGCAAGUGGAAGGGCCGCGCGCUCGCCGACCACGGCACCGUGUGCACGACCAAGGACGUCGGCUACUCCGUCAAGGUCGAGGCCAAGCACCUCAAGCCGAGCAAGUGGUACAGCUACCGCUUCAGCGCCGUCAACGGCGACAAGGCAACGUCGCCCGAGGGCCGCUUCAAGACGCUGCCGCGCCCGAACGACGACAUCGCAAGCGUGAAUUUCGCCGUAUUUUCUUGCAGCAACCUGCCCGUCGGCUCCUUUGCUGCCUACGGUAACGCAGCCAAGCACAAGGAGAUUGACUACGCACUGCAUGUAGGGGAUUACAUCUAUGAGGGAUCGGCUCGUUUGGGCGCUCCUGAAGACCGACAGUUCGAACCACGUUACGAGAUCGCCUCGCUCGACGACUACCGUCAGCGCUACAACGCGUACCACCGCAAGGACGCUUCGCUGCGUGCCAUGCGUGCCGCUGUCGCCUGGCAGGUCGUUCCGGAUGACCAUGAGGUCGCCGACAACUCGUGGAAGGAUGGCUCUGCGAAGCAGCCUCCGGGCACGCUCUUCCGCGGCGUAACCUUCAGCGAGCGCAAGCGUAACGCAUUCAAGGCGUACUUCGAGAACAUGCCCAUCCGUCAGAUCAGCACCACCGACGACCUGCGCACCUGGCGCCAGUUCCGCAUCGGCAAGCUGGCGGAUCUCAACAUGCUCGACACUCGCCAGUACGACAGAGACGUGACUGAUGUCUACACCAACACUCCGUACAUCGAAUCGAUCCGCAACGACACUUCGCGCUCGCUCAUGGGUGGCCGGCAGGAGGCAUGGCUUUACAACAACCUCGAGAAGUCCAAGGCGACGUGGAAGGUGGUUGCUCAGCAGAUCCUCGUGACGCAGAUGCACCAGCUGCGCAAGUGCGUCGGAUGCGCCCAGGAUCUGAACUACGAUGCAUGGGACGGCUACACGGCGAACCGAGCACGCUUCUACGAGGCCGUCAAGAAGACCAAGAACGUCCUGAUGCUCGCUGGCGACACGCACGCCGCUUGGGUGUCGGAGGUGCACGAGCCGUUCACCGAUGACUACGAUGCGGCCACCGGGAAGGGCUCCUUUGGCAUUGAGCUUGGCGGCACCGCCGUCUCUUCCAGCUCUAGCUACGGCAGCCUGACGAAGGAGAUUUACGUCGAGCGUGCCAAGCAGCUCACCGAGGUCAACAAGGGCCUGCAGUUCGCCGAGGGCGAGCGUCGCGGCUGGUUCUCGCUGGAGCUGACGCGCGAGCGUGCCGUGGCGCGCUUCUGGGGCAACCAGAACACGGCGCCCGACUCGCCCGAGGACCUGCUUGCCACCUUCGAGGUCAAGGAGGGCACCGACCGCUUCGUGCGCCCCAUCAACGGCGGCAAGCGCCCGAUUGCAGGCGCGCUGCAGAGCCUCGAGUGGGACCAGAGCAGCUGGGACGGCACGACGUUCACGCGCCCGCGCGCUUGA